Molecule: messenger RNA, 2992 nt
Organism: Rosa rugosa (rugosa rose)
Lineage: Eukaryota; Viridiplantae; Streptophyta; Magnoliopsida; Rosales; Rosaceae
Product: protein FAR1-RELATED SEQUENCE 5-like
Exons: 2
Coding region: 165-2816 (883 amino acids)
Biological process (GO): regulation of DNA-templated transcription
Molecular function (GO): zinc ion binding
Source: RefSeq, a predicted model, not a curated record
GCACCCAAAUGCUCAAAGAGAGAAGCUUUGUCCCAGUCUUCAAUGGAGAUCAAGCUCGCUAGAAGUUGAUAGAGAGAGAGAGAGAGGCACUUGGGUUUUCCUCAUUGGGCGUAUAGGCGGUUAUGUGAGCAAGCAUUCUUCAUCACUGAUCGGUUGGUGUAGCGAUGAGUAAUGAUGGGAAUAUCAUUGAUGUUGAGUCGGGGGAAGAAGAUGAUUCUUCAACGCAAGAUUGCAACAUGGAGACAGAAGAGGUUGAAACCACCGAAGAAACAUAUGGAGCAGAUGGCCCUUUUGAGUACAAUGGGAAAAAUUUUCGUGAGCUGACUGUCAAGGACUUUGAUGGGACUUAUUUCAAAACUAUUGAUGAUGCUGAAAAGUUCUAUGAAAUUUAUUCUGCUGCACUUGGGUUCCGUUUAAGGAGACAAAAGUGUGAUCGGGGCCUGUCUGGCACUGUCUUAAGAAGAGUGUGGGUGUGUUCCAAACAAGGUCAAAAGAACAAACCUAGAAAUAAUCAAGUAAGGGGGCUUUCGAGCAAUAGUCGUCCGCCCAGGCACAGCACGAGAGAGAAAUGUAUGGCUGCAUUUGUUGUGCGGUAUUCCAAGGAACUUGAUGCUUAUUAUGUGAAAAGUUUUACUACUGAGCACACCCACGACUUACCAAAGCCUAACAAGGUGCAAUCGCUUCUUUCUCAUUGUGUUGGCAAGAAAGUGGAUUUGGCAGAGGCAGUUGCAAUGCCCAAAGCCAAAGAGUCAAUCAAAACCUCUGCUGCACAUGAGCAUCACCCAUCAGGUGGAAAUGAGUGUGUUGCUUCUACUAAAGAAUUGGAUUUGGCACACGCAGUUGCAGUACGCAAAGCCAAAGAGUCAAUCAACACCUCUACUGCAUAUGUGUAUCACCCGUCAGGUGGAAAUGAGUUUGUGGGUUUAACUAAAGAAUCGGAUUUGGAGCAGGGAGUUGCAAUGCGUAAAGGUUCAAUCAACUCCGCUGCUGCAUCUCAGCACAUGGUUGAACCAGCAGGUGGACAUGCGUUUGUUAGUUUAACUAAUAGAUCGGAUUUGGAGAAGGAAGUUGCAAUGCGCAAAGGUUCAAUCAACUCUGCUGCCGCAUCUCAGCAUAUGGUUGAACCAGCAGGUGGACAUGUGUUCGUGAGUUUAACUAAUAGAUCGGAUUUGGUGCAGACAGUGGCAAUGCACAAAGAGUCAAUCACAACCUCUAGUGCAUAUGAGUAUAUAGUUCAUCCUGCGGGUGGAUAUGAGUUUGUGGAUUUAAUGAAGAGGGAGUUGUAUAAUAGCAUGGACAUAGAACGCCGAGAAGCUUUGUUGAAUGGUGACGCACAAGCGGCAAUUGCCUUCAUGAAUGCAAGGGCUGCAGAGGAUCCUGAAUUUUUUUGCAAGUUCAGCGUGGAUGAGCGAGGCAGGCUUGGAAAUUUGUUUUGGAGAGACUCUUGUUCAUUGUUGGACUACGAUAGGUUCGGGGAUGUAUUGAUAUUCGACUGUACAUUCAAGACAAACAUUUACCAGAGGCCCCUAGCUGUGUUUGUUGGUGCAAAUAACCAUCGGGGCACUGUAUUGUUUGGAUCUGCAAUACUGGUUGAUGAUACCAUUGAUACCUACAAGUGGGCUUUGCUAACAUUUUUGGGUGCGAUGAAGGACAAAAAACCGAUUUCUGUUUUGACUGACGGGGAUGACAAAAUACAAAAUGCCGUUGUUGAAGUUUUUCCCAAGGCCAGACAUCGUCUAUGUUCGUGGCACAUCGAGAAGAACUUGGCUACAAUCAUUAAGGACCCGGACGUGGUGAAAGCUUUCACUCAAUUUUUAUACAAUGCUAUACCACCGGAUGAGUGGGAACUGGGCUGGAAGUCUAUGGUAGAGACCUAUGGGCUUCAAGACAAUCCAUGGAUUAAUAUGAUGUACCACAGGCGCAAGAGAUGGGCAGAGGCAUUUUUUAAAGGUCAUUUUUUUGGUGGAAUGAGUAGCAUGCAACGUUGCCAGGGGAUCCAUAGGAAUCUGGAGAGCGCGCUAGGUAAGUAUGACAGGUUUUGUGAAUAUAUUCCCCGAAUGGACAAGACCCUGAGGAAAAUGAGAAAUAAUAUUAGUGUGGAUGACCUUAAAUGCGAGAACUCAAAGCCAGUCAUUAUUACUCACAUGCGGUCUUUGGAGCAGCAGAUAGCUGAGAUCUUCACUCAUGACAUCUACUUGCUGAUAAUGCACCAGAUAGAUUGGGAGAGAAAAUACAUAAUCACCAAGUCUGAGCCAUAUGCACAAGGGGACGGUAAAGUGUUUCACCUGACCCAAUAUGACUUGCCACACAGGCAUUGGACUGUUAAUUACCACCAUAAUAUAAGCAAAGUGUGGUUCUUGUGCUCAUGCAAACUAUUUCAGUCAGACGGAAUCCCUUGUGCCCAUAUAUUUUCAGUAAUGAAAGCUGAGCUGAUAUUGAAGUUACCUGAUUCCUUGGUUCUGAAGCGAUGGACAAUGGAUGUGGGGAAGCCAGUGAACUUGCAUAAUUUGUCGGACAGGAAUUUGCAAAUGGUAAGGUAUGCAUCCUUGGAUUCAGAAAUCAAAAAUAUAUGUUUCCCAGCAUCUAUGACUGAAGGAGGAACCAAGAAGAUGAAAUGUGAAAUUGCAAAGCUGGCCAAGCUGGCCCGUGAUCGCACGGAGAGCCAAAACCACAGUUUAUUGCAGAAUUUGAUACAUCGUCACCAACUUCAUGUUGGAUCAGACGCCCACAGCUUUACCGGAUUUUCAGUUGGCAUCAAUGCCGAACAUUACGCUCGCAGUCUUCCUCCGGGUGAAUUCAGAACCUAUUUCUAUUGAACUAGAGUGCAUUAUAUGUCGCCCUUGUUUUGUAUAACUAGGCGUAGUCGUUGGUCUCAUUUAACAAGGAUUUGCAGCUUCUGUAUUCUUAGCAUAUGCUACAGACCCUGACGAAAAGGGUUUGAAGUGAUCCAACUUGUUAAUUUGAGCUUCAGCUAUUUGUUUGUUACAGUUUA